AUGGCUGCCAAAGCUACGCCAGGAAUCACUGAAGCCUGUCUCCAAGACACUAAAAAUCUAUUCCCUAGUUUAGAUGUUUCUAAGGUGCAUCCAAUUAUUGAAUUUCGCAGACCUAGUGACCUGUGGAUCACAGUUUGGAAAACACUCUUGUGUGAUCAGGAACUCUGUCUCACUGGUUAUCUCCUCUCGUACAGUAAAAUUGUCAACGAUGACUCAGUGCUGAAGGCAACCCAAGCUUCCACAAUCCAUGGACCCCAAGACAGCUCUGAAGGUGGUGAUUCUGUGUCUGCUUUAGAGCUCCCAUGCAGCACAAAGCAUUUCUAUCAAGCAUUACUAGAGACUCAAAAUUUACUGCGCACUCAGGUUGCAAAUUUUACCUUCAACCUUGGAUUUUCAGGGAAGUUUUACCACACAGGAACUGAAGAGGAAGAUGAAGGAGAUGACCUUUUGCUUCGGUCUGUGGAUGAGUUCUGGUGGUUUCCUCACAUGUGGAGCCACAUGCAGCCCCACCUCUUCCAUAACGAAUCCUCUUUGGUGGAGCAGAUGAUUCUCAACAAGGAAUUUGCACUGGAACAUGGAAUACCCAUCAACAUGGGCUAUGCGGUGGCGCCACAUCACUCAGGGGUCUACCCGGUUCAUAUUCAGCUGUACGUGGCUUGGAAGAAGGUCUGGGGUAUUCAGGUCACCAGCACUGAAGAGUAUCCACAUUUGAAACCUGCGCGGUACCGAAAGGGCUUCAUUCACAAUAGCAUCAUGGUCCUCCCUCGACAGACCUGCGGGUUGUUCACCCACACGAUUUUCUACAAAGAGUACCCAGGAGGACCCCAAGAAUUGGACAAAAGUAUCAGAGGAGGUGAACUGUUCCUCACAAUCCUUCUAAAUCCAAUCAGCAUUUUCAUGACCCAUUUGUCAAACUACGGGAAUGACCGCCUAGGGUUAUAUACCUUUGUGAAUUUGGCCAACUUCGUGCAGAGCUGGACCAACCUGAAGUUGCAAACUCUGCCUCCAGUGCAGCUAGCCCACAAGUACUUUGAGCUCUUCCCAGAGCAAAAAGAUCCUCUCUGGCAGAAUCCGUGUGAUGAUAAACGGCACAAAGACAUCUGGUCCAGAGAGAAAACUUGUGACCACUUACCAAAGUUCCUUGUAAUCGGGCCACAAAAAACAGGAACAACUGCACUUUAUCUAUUUCUUCUUAUGCACCCUUCCAUCAUCAGCAAUCUCCCCAGCCCCAAAACAUUUGAAGAAGUUCAAUUCUUUAAUGGGAACAACUAUCACAAGGGAAUCGACUGGUAUAUGGACUUUUUCCCUACUCCAUCCAAUGUUACGAGUAACUUCCUGUUUGAAAAGAGCGCCAAUUACUUCCAUUCGGAAGAAGCUCCCAAGCGAGCUGCAUCUCUGGUCCCCAAAGCCAAGAUCAUCACCAUCCUCAUCGACCCCUCAGACAGGGCAUACUCCUGGUACCAGCACCAACGAUCACAUGAAGAUCCAGCUGCCCUGAGGUUUAAUUUCUAUGAAGUUAUUACAACAGGACAUUGGGCCCCAUCUGACCUAAAGACUUUGCAGAGGAGAUGCCUAGUACCUGGAUGGUAUGCGGUCCACAUAGAAAGAUGGCUAACGUACUUUGCUACUUCUCAGUUGCUAAUUAUUGAUGGACAGCAGCUGAGAUCUGACCCAGCUACAGUGAUGGAUGAAGUCCAGAAGUUUCUGGGAGUUACACCUCAUUAUAAUUACUCUGAAGCACUAACGUUUGAUCCCCAGAAGGGCUUUUGGUGUCAACUACUGGAAGGAGGAAAGACCAAAUGCCUUGGAAAAAGCAAAGGCCGAAAAUAUCCACCCAUGGAUCCAGAGUCUAGAACUUUCCUCUCUAAUUACUACCGAGAUCAUAAUGUGGAACUGUCCAAACUGCUGCAUAGACUGGGGCAGCCCCUGCCAUCCUGGCUGAGGCAGGAGCUGCAGAAAGUGAGGUAGCACCGGAGACAGGAACCAAGGCUCGCGAGAUGCUUACUUGAUUAUUCAAUAGAAAAACAGACCCCACGACUUUUAUCCCCUGAAUGCCCUUGUGAUUGUCAACAGAGGACUGUGUGAAUAAAUUUCCUUUCAUCUUUUUCAUCAAAUGAAAACUGUUACAUAUGCACGCAUUGGCAAUUGCUAGCAUCAAACCCUGGCAGAGCUUUUGGGAAAUAGUAUGGGGUUUUGUGGCAUUAUCCAGUUUCCAGUGUGGGGCUCAUAACACAGCCAGUUCCUCUGCCAGCCUUAAGGUUUCAGAAACUGUGUGUAUGACUGAGAACCCUGAUGAUAUGCAAGUGAUGAAUUAGAAUCUUGAGGAAAAGACAAGCACUGAGUUAUCUGUAAAUGAGAUUGGGAAUAACCCAAUAUUUGAAUGAAGGGCUUACAUCUUCCUUUUGCUAAUUGAAAAACAAUUUUGCUUUUGUCGUGAAAAGAAAUUAUAUAAUCCCAUACUCUCAUUUCGAGCAGUUAUUAUUUAUUAUAUUUAGCCAACAUAUAUUUUCUUCUGUUACUCCUCUUUAUGAAUUUCCUUGACUUGCUGAAGAAGUUGUGAAUUUGCAACCUCCCGUGUUUUCUGUCUGUUUUCCUCUUGUAGGAGGGGACCAUCUGAAAGGUUCCAUAUUCACUGAUAUUACUACUUUAUCUGGCAGGGCAGCCAUUCUCAGUGAAUUUUGCAGUGCGAUUCUGACAAAAUCUAUCAGAAGUUUUGGGGGAAAAGGAAAAAUGAGAGUGCAUCCUCUGCGUAAUGUUAACAAGUAUGUGUAAGGCUGUCUUUACAAGGGUCCAAAAGCUUACCCUACUAUUAAUCUAGGUAUUUCCAACUUGACAUUGAUGUAGUAUUUAUGUAUUUUUUCACUAUCCAUGGAAGAAAGAGCUUUAUUGAUAAGAAAUGGAAUGAAAACACUGAUGUGUGUUAACAGGUAGUGUGAGGCCCUUGUGCCUUCUAUGUAGUAUAUGUCAAUCGUUUUAAAGCAUGGUCUUCUGUAUAUGCCAGUACAUGUACUAAUGCAGAAGAUUAUGUUUUUAACGCCUAAUUAAAAAAAGGAAAUAUAAUCUAAAACUUACCUCUUGAAACAUCACUAAUUCUCUACCCUAAAACCUAUUUCUCAGCCAUGACACCCAAAAUUAAUUUCUAGAGAAGAAGUGAUGUUCUUUCUGUCGUAGAGUUUAGAUUCCUCUCCUAUUUGGAGGUUAUUGUCAUGCUGGUUGGAUUUUUAUUCCAUUUGUCAAUGAAGAUAUAUUAAAGCUUUGUUAAUCUUUUCAUUGGUAUAUGAAGGUAAAAUUUCAACAGAACGUUAAUCAAACUAGCUUUGGUAACAUUACCUAUCAAUCCAUCCUUCCUCCAGAAUAUUUUUCUGUAGGCUAUAAGUAAUAUUACUUUUUCCUAUAAUUUGAGAAAUUAUGCUUGACGUAAUUAAUGUCUUCAAAAAAA
Messenger RNA from Diceros bicornis minor, 3439 nucleotides. Its product is annotated as bifunctional heparan sulfate N-deacetylase/N-sulfotransferase 4-like. NCBI's taxonomy places the organism in Eukaryota, Metazoa, Chordata, Mammalia, Perissodactyla, Rhinocerotidae. Bases 1 to 1968 code for a protein of 655 amino acids. The transcript is spliced from 14 exons. Gene Ontology annotation, cellular component: Golgi apparatus. The record is from RefSeq and is a predicted model, not a curated record. Gene Ontology annotation, molecular function: deacetylase activity; heparan sulfate N-sulfotransferase activity.